ACACUGUCAUCCAUUGUAUGAUUAAGCUACGCAGGCAGCAAGUGAAAAAUAUGCAAUAAUUUACUUUCAAGCUCAUAUUUACAUAAAUUUAGUUAAACUUUAGUCAAAGUACGCAAUAAAUAUGGCAUCCGCAACGGUAAGAAAUGUGCCACUACUUGACGAUGACACAAUACCCUUUGGCGAGGAGGAUGAGAUGCGUGAUCCCAGCGUUGCCGGCCAAAAAUACACGCAUCCCUAUGUGACGUUCUUUCAUCUGUUCUUCCGUGGCGCGGCUAUUGUGAUAUACAUAUUCUGCGGCUGGUUCAGCGAUUCAUUUAUUACCAGUUUUGUCUUUGUUGUGCUCUUUCUCUCCGCCGACUUUUGGACAGUGAAGAACAUCUCGGGCAGAUUGCUCGUUGGGCUACGUUGGUGGAACUACGUUGAUGACGAUGGCAAGUCGCAUUGGGUGUUCGAGUCAAAGAGCUCUCCUUCCCAUCAGAGUCGCGUCAACAAGCACGAGCAGCGUAUUUUCUGGCUGGGCUUAGUACUCUGUCCAUUGUUUUGGGGUCUAUUCUUUCUAGUAGCACUAUUUGGACUCAAGUUCAAGUGGCUGCUGCUGGUCAUGAUUGCCAUAGCUCUGAAUGCGGCUAACCUUUAUGGAUAUAUCAAGUGCAAUUAUGGUGCCAGCAAGGACUUGAACAGCGCCGCCACAGACUUUGUCAAAACACAACUCUUUAAGAAUGCCAUGGAUAUGAUGACCAAGCCCAGUGCUGGAGCUCCACCGACAAAUGUGCGUCCCACCGGCGUAGUUUGAACUUGAAUUCCAAAGAGUAUUUAGUGUUUAUGGUAAUAAGAUAAACUAGCGGCAGGUCGUUGUGUCUGUGUAUCAUAUGCUUACCUUAAUAUAGGAAUUACAACUUUUAUUACAAUUACGCUGCUUUCUUUCGAUUAAAAU
Messenger RNA from Drosophila busckii, 934 nucleotides. RefSeq lists its product as uncharacterized. The coding region runs from base 122 to 793 and encodes 223 amino acids. The transcript has 4 exons. The record is from RefSeq and is a predicted model, not a curated record. Gene Ontology annotation, cellular component: Golgi membrane. Gene Ontology annotation, biological process: vesicle-mediated transport; protein secretion. Lineage: Eukaryota; Metazoa; Arthropoda; Insecta; Diptera; Drosophilidae.